Molecule: messenger RNA, 420 nt
Organism: Protopolystoma xenopodis
Lineage: Eukaryota; Metazoa; Platyhelminthes; Monogenea; Polystomatidea; Polystomatidae
Source: the annotation of a GenBank genome assembly
AGUUAUCAGGCCCCCAUACCUGCGAGCGCCUUCACUGCCGCACUAUCAUGUGCUAACUCAUGUCUUUCGGUGUCCAACUCAAGAGAUGUUUCCCACUUCAUUGGUUGGAACUUGGCAAAUGUGAAUGACACUUGUUCUGCUGCAGCUCCCAUUAUCGUUGCUUCCACGGCUGAACUUGUCAGCCCUGUCGAGCAUACAGAACUUCCCACCAUCGUCCAGCCUACAAGCAUACCGACCAGGCCAUAUGGUUCCAUGGUCUGGUGUGGCAGAUCGUUGUGGAUGGACAAUUCCUAUCCCGACCAGGUUCAUGUGCCACACACUUUCGUUCUUCACAGGUCCGCUCGACCGACAAUUUGCCAACACUGUAAGCGUAGACUUCAUGGCCUCUUCCGCCAGGGCAUGCAGUGCAAAGGUCAGUAA